CAAAAAUUGUUCUACUAUGUAUUUGAAUGCUCGUUUCAUCUUUAACAUUGUUUCUCAAAUUUGCAGGUCAUUUAAACCAUAAAUAAGAACAGCUGUUAAUUCAAAAUUUAAGAAAAUGUAUAGAUGGACAGUUUUAUCGUUCAUUUUGUUGAGUGCCAGUAUGUUUGAAGCAUCCAAGGUAUCAGAAAAAGUGUUGAAAGAUAAUAAAGGUGGAGAAUAUGACGUCAUUGAUGUUGAAAUUGGGAACACGGAUAUUGCAAUAAUAAAGAAAGAUGGUGUUAUACUGGCAGACGAAAUUACCAGUAAAGACAAAGAGUAUUCAAUUAUCAAGUACAACGGAACCUGCAAUGUUCAGUUUUAUGAGGAUCCUUCAGAUGAUAAAACAUGCUAUGAAGCUUUUGAAGAUGACGAAAGCAUUCCGAAUGAGACCAAAGCAGAAAUCAAAGAAGAAUGUGGAGAUCUAGAUAUUGCUUAUAUUAAGGCUGUUCAUUGUAACACAGAACACGGUAUCCAAAAGAGAGCAUGUUAUUAUUAUUACUACAUUGGUCGAUGUUGCAGAAGGAGAUGGUGGAACAAAUACAGCUGUUACAUCUGCUGGUACAGAACCAUUAGAUGUUAUUGAUUUGGAAAA
Mytilus trossulus (common blue mussel) is the source of this 631-nucleotide messenger RNA. RefSeq lists its product as uncharacterized. Lineage: Eukaryota; Metazoa; Mollusca; Bivalvia; Mytilida; Mytilidae. Bases 116 to 622 code for a protein of 168 amino acids. The record is from RefSeq and is a predicted model, not a curated record. The transcript has 6 exons.